Molecule: messenger RNA, 2793 nt
Organism: Neomonachus schauinslandi (Hawaiian monk seal)
Lineage: Eukaryota; Metazoa; Chordata; Mammalia; Carnivora; Phocidae
Gene: ARHGAP24
Product: Rho GTPase activating protein 24
Exons: 10
Coding region: 74-2326 (750 amino acids)
Biological process (GO): signal transduction; activation of GTPase activity; wound healing, spreading of epidermal cells
Cellular component (GO): focal adhesion
Molecular function (GO): GTPase activator activity
Source: RefSeq, a predicted model, not a curated record
GAGCCUUUCCCUUUGGAGCAGCCGCCGUCCCGCGUCUGUCGUGUGCUCCGAGCAGGGAAAGUUCAUCAGCUUGAUGAUGGAGGAGAACAAUGACUCCACCGAGAGCCCCCAACAAGGCCAAGGGCGGAACAAUGCCAUGAAGUGUGGGUGGCUGAGGAAGCAAGGAGGCUUUGUCAAGACUUGGCAUACUCGCUGGUUUGUGCUCAAGGGAGAUCAGCUCUAUUAUUUCAAAGAUGAAGAUGAAACGAAGCCCUUGGGUACCAUUUUUCUGCCUGGAAAUAAAGUCCUUGAGCAUCCCUGCAAUGAAGAGAGCCCAGGAAAAUUCCUUUUUGAAGUAGUUCCAGGAGGCGAUCGAGAUCGGAUGACAGCAAACCAUGAGAGCUACCUCCUUAUGGCGAGCACCCAGAAUGAUAUGGAAGACUGGGUUAAGUCCAUCCGCCGAGUCAUAUGGGGACCUUUUGGAGGAGGCAUUUUUGGACAGAAACUGGAAGACACUGUCCGUUAUGAGAAGAGAUAUGGGAACCGUCUGGCUCCAAUGCUGGUCGAGCAGUGUGUGGACUUUAUCCGACAAAGGGGGCUGAAAGAAGAGGGUCUCUUCCGGCUGCCAGGCCAGGCUAACCUCGUCAAGGAGCUCCAGGAUGCCUUUGACUGUGGAGAGAAGCCAUCAUUUGACAGCAACACGGACGUACACACAGUGGCGUCACUUCUUAAACUCUAUCUCCGAGAACUUCCAGAACCAGUCAUUCCUUAUGCAAAGUAUGAAGAUUUUUUGUCCUGUGCCAAACUGCUCAGCAAGGAAGAAGAAGCUGGUGUUAAGGAAUUAGCAAAGCAGGUGAAGAGUUUGCCAGUGGUCAAUUACAACCUCCUGAAGUAUAUUUGCAGGUUCUUGGAUGAAGUACAGUCCUAUUCUGGAGUUAACAAAAUGAGUGUGCAGAACUUGGCCACUGUCUUUGGCCCUAAUAUCCUGCGCCCUAAAGUGGAAGAUCCUUUGACCAUCAUGGAGGGCACUGUGGUGGUCCAGCAGUUGAUGUCAGUGAUGAUUGGCAAACAUGAUCGCCUCUUCCCCAAAGAUGCAGAACUGCAAAGCAAACCCCAAGAUGGAGUGAGCAACAACAACAAUGAAAUUCCGAAGAAAGCCACCAUGGGUCAGCUACAGAACAAGGAGAACAAUAAUACCAAGGACAGUCCUGGUAGGCGGUGCUCUUGGGACAAGUCCGAGUCUCCCCAGAGAAGCGGCAUGGAUAAUGGAUCCCCCACAGCUCUACCAGGUAGUAAAACCAACAGCCCAAGGAACAGCGUUCACAAGCUGGAUGUGUCUAGGAGCCCCCCUCUCAUGGUCAAAAAGAAUCCUGCCUUCAAUAAGGGCAGUGGGAUAGUCACCAAUGGGUCCUUCAGCAGCAGUAAUGCAGAAGGUCUGGAGAAAACCCAAACCACUCCCAAUGGGAGCUUACAGGCCAGAAGAACCUCUUCCCUGAAGGGGUCUGGUACCAAAAUGGGCACCCACAGUGUACAGAACGGAACGGUGCGAAUGGGCAUUUUGAACCCCGACGCUCUUGGGAGCCCCAUGAACGGUCGCAGCAUGAGCUGGCUGCCCAAUGGCUAUGUGACCCUGAGGGAUAACAAGCAGAAAGAGCAAGCCGGAGAGUCAGGCCAGCACAACAGGCUCUCCACCUAUGACAACGUCCAUCAACAGUUCUCCAUGAUGAACCUUGAUGACAAGCAGAGCGUCGACAGCGCCACCUGGUCCACUUCCUCCUGUGAAAUCUCCCUCCCCGAGAAUUCCAACUCCUGUCGCUCCUCCACCACCACCUGCCCAGAGCAAGACUUUUACGGGGCUAAUUUUGAGGACCCUGUUUUGGAUGGGCUCCCGCAGGACGACCUCUCCCACCCUGGGGACUAUGAAAACAAGAGUGACCGGAGGAGUGUGGGAGGUCGAAGUAGUCGUGCCACCAGCAGCAGCGACAACAGUGAGACAUUUGUGGGCAACAACACCAGCAACCACAGUGCACUGCACAGUUUAGUGUCCAGCCUGAAACAGGAGAUGACCAAACAGAAGAUAGAGUAUGAGUCCAGGAUAAAGAGCUUAGAACAGCGAAACUUGACUUUGGAAACAGAAAUGAUGAGCCUCCACGAUGAACUGGAUCAAGAAAGGAAAAAGUUCACAAUGAUAGAAAUCAAAAUGCGAAACGCCGAGCGAGCAAAAGAAGAUGCCGAGAAAAGAAAUGACAUGCUUCAGAAAGAAAUGGAGCAGUUUUUUUCCACGUUUGGGGAGCUGACAGUGGAACCCAGGAGAACCGAGAGAGGAAACACAAUAUGGAUCCAGUGAGCCUGCUUGCUCCCGCUGUCUCCGAUGGAUCUGGGAAGGGCUCUGGGGUUCUGGUGGGAACAUUAUCUGGGAUCAGGUGCUGGUCCCCUGCUGUACAGUGCUCUAACUGGUGAAGGAAUAUCAUUUACAGACAUUACCCAUCCAUAUCUGCAAUGUGUACCAAAGUUAUAUCAUGCCCCCUAAUGCUACUGUCAAGUGUUACAACUGGAUAUGUGUAUAGAGAGUAGUUUUUAAAAAGUAAACUAAAAAUGAGAAGCAUAUCUCAAGAAUUAUUUUAUUGCAAGUCUUGUAUUUAAAAUGUUAAAUCAAUACAUUGUUGCAAUUUAGCUUGCUUUCAAGCUUCACCCCUUGCACUUAACAUAAGCUAUUUUUGGCAUUGUGUUAUCAUCAGCUUAUUUUAUAGAUCGAUAUUUUUAUUUCCCCUUUUGCUGAGGAAAUGAAGAUAAGCAGAUAUAUAAAUAUAUAUA